Messenger RNA from Diutina rugosa, 1245 nucleotides. It is a transcript of the gene AFT2, whose product is annotated as Aft2p. NCBI's taxonomy places the organism in Eukaryota, Fungi, Ascomycota, Pichiomycetes, Serinales, Debaryomycetaceae. The transcript has a single exon. The record is from RefSeq and is a predicted model, not a curated record. Gene Ontology annotation, molecular function: DNA-binding transcription factor activity, RNA polymerase II-specific. Bases 1 to 1245 code for a protein of 414 amino acids.
AUGUCCUCCCUGCUUGCCGACCUCGGAUUGGAAGGGAAGCGCUUUCAUCAUAAAGCUCACAUAAAGCCAUGGCUUCUGCUCCAACUUCGCCCCCGAGGGAUUAACAUCGUCAUCGAGCGAAGCGAUACUAAUAAAAUCAUUUUCAAAUGCCGCCUGGGCAUCACUGCAACUCACCGCUUCCCGUGUCCUUUCAGAAUUCGAGCAAAUUUUCUGAUCAAGUUGAAGGUUUGGCUGUUGGUGGUGAUUAAUGAAAACCAUAAUCAUCGUCUUCAGACACUCGAAUCCCAUGAUUCUUCACAGUCACAAGCUGCUCUGCCUCUGCUGUUGCCCGCAAGCGGUGCCUCAUUGUUACCCCUGUAUGCUACUUAUCCAUCCCUCCCGCUGCUUGUACCCCUGCUGAAUUCGAUAUCAUCCCUGCAGCUUCCACAUCCUUCAGGACCCCCACUUCAUCCCCAUGGGUCAGCGGCAACACCCACCGCUUCGGCGGCAGCGGCUAUAACCCUGACGUUGACAUCGUCUGCUUCCGCAAUUCAAAACAACCACAUUCCAUCUACAACUCUCCCAGCGUUGCCGCUUAAUUCACAACCACAGCCUCUCUUACUAAACCAAGCGCCUCAGCUUCCGAAGCUCAGCAAAAUCGUGGGACCGGCCAAUCGAAUUAUUGAUGUGGUAACACUGACCAUAGCCGAAGCAUUUGAUACAAAAGUCUUGGGGAGUGAGGUUCUUACACAUCAAGAGAAAUGUGCUGUUCUUGAGCAAGUUAUGCAUCACGCGGUUUCUCUGUACCGCCGCUAUCUUAGCCCUCAAUUUUAUCGCAGAUUACCGCUUAGCCCCGUUGAGGGUCUUGAAAGAGAAAAACAGAAGGUUCCGCCACUGUUAGCGCUGUUGAUGGCAUCCGGUGAUGGACCUUCAGCUAAUGCUGUCAACCGUGAAGAUGACUCUACUCAAGCUCAAUGGCUGGCGCUGAUCCCUCUUCUGCCGUUGCUUAAUGAUACUGAUCCAGAAUACCCACAAAAUCUGUCAGUGUCCAUUGAAAACCUCAUCCAUAUGCCUGGUGCUUCCGGAAAUACUCAAUCACUGGUGCUUCCCCCAUUCACAACCAUUCAAAAUAAGUUUACCUUGCUGCCAACUCAACCGUUACCCCAAUCAGGUGCAACAAUUAAUCCUCUGCAUAUGCUUAAGCCUUCUACAGGCGAUUUGAAGGGACCGGUUCCCAAAGAUAGAUUUGAUUUUACUCAAUUUUAA